UUACCCAGCAUGCCUUGGGAGAGGAGGUGAUUGAGGGGGCGGAGUCUGUGGUGCUGCCCUGUGAGGCCCCUCCUGGAGCUGCUUCCUCAGUGACAUGGAGCCGCUAUGAUCUCAAUCCCUCCACCGUUCAUGUGCAUAAGAAGACAAGUCAGCUUGUUGAAAAAGAUGAUCUUGAAAAACAAAACCAGCUGUUCACAAACCGUACAGAGAUGCAGCCUGACGCUCUGAGGACUGGACACGUCAGCCUCACUCUGAAACACAUUCAGCUGUACGAUGGAGGCACCUACAGCUGUGACGUCCGUGGGGGGGGGAGGCUGGACCAGACACAUGUACGGCUGCAGGUCAUCAGCAAGGAAGAAGUGGAACGCAGAGAACAAGAAGCAGAACGAGCCAGGAGACAACGAGACACAGUGAUCGCUGUGGUGACCAUUAUCCUCAUUAUCAUCUGUAUCCUGGGACUGCUGUAUCAUUUAGGAUACAUUGGCAGAAAAGACAAACAGGUGGAGGUGGAUUCAGGGGUGAAGUCUGUCCUGCUGCGCUGCAGAACAAUCAGUCUCCUGCCCAAAGACGUCACAGUGGAGUGGACGGAUGAAGACAACAGGAUGGUCCAUGUGUAUCAGAAGAACGGCUCUGACCAGCCUGGAGAACAGCACGUUCUUUACAGAGGACGGACAGAGAUGAAGAGAGACCUGAAGAUCUUUGUAGACCUCAGUCUGACCCUGAAACAGCCCAGAGAGAGAGACAGUAAGACCUACACCUGCACCGUCUACAGCAGGGAGGGAAAAGUCCUGAUGAAGAGACAAGUGGAGCUCAAGGUCAAAGUCCCACAGGUGGAGGUGGAUUCAGGGGUGGAGUCUGUCCUGCUGCCCUGGGAAACCACAGUUCAGCUGUCUGAAGACGUCACAGUGGAGUGGACGGAUGGAAACAACUGGAAGAUCCAUGUGAAUCAGAAGAACGGCUCUGACCAGCCUGGAGGACGAACAGAGAUGAAGAGAAAGAGACCUGGAGACCUCAGUCUGACCCUGAAACACCCCACAGAGAGAGACACUAACACCUACACCUGCACCGUCUACAGCAGGGAGGGAGAAGUCCUGAUGAAGAGACAAGUGAAGCUCCAGGUCAAAGUCCCACAGGUGGAGGUGGAUUCAGGGGUGGAGUCUGUCCUGCUGCCCUGGGAAACCACAGUUCAGCUGUCUGAAGACGUCACAGUGGAGUGGACGGAUGGAAACAACUGGAAGAUCCAUGUGAAUCAGAAGAACGGCUCUGACCAGCCUGGAGGACGAACAGAGAUGAAGAGAAAGAGACCUGGAGACCUCAGUCUGACCCUGAAACACCCCACAGAGAGAGACACUAACACCUACACCUGCACCGUCUACAGCAGGGAGGGAGAAGUCCUGAUGAAGAGACAAGUGAAGCUCCAGGUCAAAGUCCCACAGGUGGAGGUAUAUUCAGGGGUGGAGUCUGUCCUGCUGCCCUGUGAAACCACAGUUCAGCUGUCUGAAGACGUCACAGUGGAGUGGACGGAUGGAAACAACUGGAAGGUCCAUGUGUAUCAGAAGAACGGCUCUGACCAGCCUGAAGACCAGGAUGAUCGUUACAGAGGACGAACAGAGAUGAAGAUGAAGAGACCUGGAGACCUCAGUCUGACCCUGAAACACCUCACAGACAGAGACAAUAAGACCUACACCUGCACCGUCUACAGCAGGGAGGGAAAAGUCCUGAUGAAGAGACAAGUGAAGCUCAAGGUCAAAGUCCCACAGGUGGAGGUAUAUUCAGGGGUGGAGUCUGUCCUGCUGCCCUGUGAAACCACAGUUCAGCUGUCUGAAGACGUCACAGUGGAGUGGACGGAUGGAAACAACUGGAAGGUCCAUGUGUAUCAGAAGAACGGCUCUGACCAGCCUGAAGACCAGGAUGAUCGUUACAGAGGACGAACAGAGAUGAAGAUGAAGAGACCUGGAGACCUCAGUCUGACCCUGAAACACCUCACAGACAGAGACAAUAAGACCUACACCUGCACCGUCUACAGCAGGGAGGGAAAAGUCCUGAUGAAGAGACAAGUGAAGCUCAAGGUCAAAGUCCCACAGGUGGAGGUGGAUUCAGGGGUGGAGUCUGUCCUGCUGCCCUGGGAAACCACAGUUCAGCUUCCUGAAGACGUCACAGUGGAGUGGAGGGAUGGAUUCUACAGGAAGGUCCAUGUGUAUCAGAAGAACGGCUCUGACCAGCCUGGAGGACAGGACUAUUGUUACACAGGACGAACAGAGAUGAAGAGAGAGAGACCUGGAGACCUCAGUCUGACCCUGAAACACCUCACAGAGAGAGACAAUAACACCUACACCUGCACCGUCUCCAGGGAGGGAAAAGUCCUGAUGAAGAGACAAGUGAAGCUCCGGGUCAAAGUCCCACAGGUGAAGGUGGAUUCAGGGGUGGAGUCUGUCCUGCUGCCCUGUGAAACCACAGAUCUGCUGUCUGAAGACGUCACAGUGGAGUGGACGGAUGGAUUCAACAGGAAGGUCCAUGUGUAUCAGAAGAACGGUUCUGACCAGCCUGAAGACCAGGAUGAUCGUUACAGAGGACGAACAGAGAUGAAGAGAAAGAGACCUGGAGACCUCAGUCUGACCCUGAAACACCCCACAGAGAGAGACACUAAGACCUACACCUGCACCGUCUACAGCAGGGAGGGAAAAGUCCUGAUGAAGAAACAAGUGCAGCUCUGGGUCAAAGUCCCACAGGUGAAGGUGGAUUCAGGGGUGGAGUCUGUCCUGCUGCCCUGUGAAACCACAGAUCUGCUGUCUGAAGACGUCACAGUGGAGUGGACGGAUGGAUUCAACAGGAAGGUCCAUGUGUAUCAGAAGAACGGUUCUGACCAGCCUGAAGACCAGGAUGAUCGUUACAGAGGACGAACAGAGAUGAAGAGAAAGAGACCUGGAGACCUCAGUCUGACCCUGAAACACCCCACAGAGAGAGACACUAAGACCUACACCUGCACCGUCUACAGCAGGGAGGGAAAAGUCCUGAUGAAGAAACAAGUGCAGCUCUGGGUCAAAGUCCCACAGGUGAAGGUGGAUUCAGGGGUGGAGUCUGUCCUGCUGCCCUGUGAAACCACAGUUCAGCUGUCUGAAGACGUCACAGUGGAGUGGACGGUCGGAGACAACAGGAAGGUCCAUGUGUAUCAGAAGAACGGUUCUGACCAGCCUGAAGACCAGGAUGAUCGUUACAGAGGACGAACAGAGAUGAAGAGAGAGAGACCUGGAGACCUCAGUCUGACCCUGAAAUACCCCACAGACAGAGACACUAACACCUACACCUGCACCGUCUACAGCAGGGAGGGAAAAGUCCUGAUGAAGAGACAAGUGGAGCUCUGGGUCAAAG
Molecule: messenger RNA, 3369 nt
Organism: Micropterus dolomieu (smallmouth bass)
Lineage: Eukaryota; Metazoa; Chordata; Actinopteri; Centrarchiformes; Centrarchidae
Exons: 11
Biological process (GO): negative regulation of T cell proliferation; positive regulation of T cell proliferation; cellular response to lipopolysaccharide
Cellular component (GO): external side of plasma membrane
Source: RefSeq, a predicted model, not a curated record